Dendronephthya gigantea is the source of this 3300-nucleotide messenger RNA. RefSeq names its product E3 ubiquitin-protein ligase TRIM33-like. Gene Ontology annotation, molecular function: zinc ion binding; protein binding. The transcript has 7 exons. The record is from RefSeq and is a predicted model, not a curated record. NCBI's taxonomy places the organism in Eukaryota, Metazoa, Cnidaria, Anthozoa, Malacalcyonacea, Nephtheidae. The coding region runs from base 146 to 2917 and encodes 923 amino acids.
GAGAAAUAUAUAAAUUUUAUUUUCUGUUUUAAUUUGCCGAUGCAGCUUUGCAGGUGUGAUUGCCCGCGAAGGUGACGGCAAGGCAAGGCGCCAUUUUGGACGGCGUCUUUGAGUGGUUUUGGGGUGCGUUAAAAUAGCGCUAAAUAUGAGUGUGGAUACUGUCGAAAUUGAUGGUACUUCAAGUCCUGUCGUUGUAGAAGAAAAAGGAGAUGAAAGUCUGCCAAAAUUUUGCUCCAUUUGUACAACCGGCUUUGAUAAAGUUGUGCCAAAAUUGCUCCCAUGUUUACACUCGUUUUGUCAAGCCUGCCUAGAAGAUCGGCUACAAGAUGAUCAAGCGUCAACUUCGACAAUGACACCUAGAGCUUCUACAUCUAGGUUAAAAUGCCCGAAAUGUGGUCAAGAAUUCCUCGUGCCAAGCAGAGGAGUUGCGAGUUUAAUCGAUAACCAGUUCAUCCUCGAAAUUGUCACGAAACCUUGUAGUAGCGAGAGCGAGUCAGAACAACACGUUUGUACUUCGUGCGAAGACAACAGUACAGCCUGUUCGUACUGUCUCAACUGCUCCGAAUGGCUAUGUAGUGCCUGUGUACAAGCUCACCAGCGUGUACGUAUUACCAAGGACCAUGAAAUAAAAUCAGGCGAUGAUUUAAGAGCAAGCGUUAAAAGUCACAGUCGCAACGAACGUUCAUUGUACUGUCAAAAACACCCAAGCGAGAAGCUCAAGCUAUUUUGUAUUAAAUGCGAGCGAUUGACCUGCAGAGAUUGUCAAUUACUUGAACACAAAGAUCAUCAGUACCAGUUUGUCAACGAGGCCGCUGGCAGAUACAGAGAUUUCUUUAAAAAACGUUUAAAAUCUUUGGAGGACAGAAUUAUGCCCCUUGCGGAAUCCAUUGAAGCUGUUCAUAAUUCAUCUACCCAUUUAGACCACAAAUCAGAGAUCGUCGCAAACGAGAUUAGGAACUCCUCAAAUGAGAUAAUUAAAGCUGUGAAACAACGUGAAUUAACUUUACUGAAUGAGCUACAGGCACUUGUACAUUUCAAAAGGAAAAUGUUGAAUAAACAGUCGAAAGAUUUGAAUUUAAUGCAGGAAAUUUUGAAACAUAACUAUGAGUUUACAAAGCAUGCUGUCUACCAAGGUAGUGACACAUCUUUGUUGACAUCUCAGAGACAGCUUGGAUCUAGGAUACAAAAUCUAUUGAGUUUGAAAUAUCGUGUCACACCGGUGGCCCAUAGUGAUUUGAAGUUUGUUACCGAAGCAGUAAAGCUUUGCAAUGCUAUCCUCAAAGCUGGUUCUGUGAUGACACCAUCUAGCCAGAGAUCCAGCCUAAAUGGGGCAAACAUGACACGCAAUCCUAAUAUACCAUCCCAUCAAAAUGGAAGCCAUUCUACGAUGAAAGUGAACCCGCUACAUUCACUAAAUACCUUCACAAACAGGCCUGGAAUUCAGGCAGCAACAGGCAUUAACCCCAAACCAUCAUCGAAAGUUUACCCUAAUGUGAUUACUUCUCAAAUAGCCAUGCCAAUUAGAUCUGGUGGUGUUUGUUCAACCACUUUACCUUAUGCAUCUGUGAGAAAUACUGCUCCAGGUCACAGUAGAUCAAAUGCUAUACCAGUGUCGAUUGCAUCAGCAUCACAACCAUUUCCAUCAAGUCCUCAGAUUCACAGUGUUUCAUCUAGAAGGCUGACCAAUCCAGACGUGCCUGGCGUUCCUUUGCGGCAUGCAGGGAAUUCUGUUGCUGGUGUUCCUAGUUCAUCUCCUCCAAAUUAUGACGCAUCUGUUCGGACCAUGAGGAAGUCUUCAUCGUCUUCUACAUUAGAGUUGACAAGUUCGCAGACGUCAAAUAUUAACAGCAUUUUGACUAAUAUAUCGCGCGAGGUUAGAAGAGACAAUCCAAUAUCAUCAUCGCACAGCACUGAGCAUAAUUCCUCGCUCCUGUCAGCAACUCUCACUCGAAACCAAUCAUCGCCUAGUCCACUUUCACCCAGUCUUCCUAAGCCCUCGCCAAGUCCGUCCCAUUCAUCAAUGAGUCCCUCGCAGUCCUCACCGAGGCCCCUAUUAUCCCCGACGUCCAGCAAUAUACAACCAUCACCCGUACCUUCCCCACUGCCUACGUUCUUAAGUAUGGAUUUUCGCGAGGCGAGUGGCAUUAAAAUUAAAACGGAAAAAGAUCAGUCUCCGCAAGCAUCAUGUACUGCUGUGAAACCAGAACCAGGCCUACACGGUUCGUGUAGUUUUUCAUCAGGUAAAGGGAUUCCUGAUUUGUGUGCCUGUGGUCCACCAUCGAACAACAGUAGUAAUGAAGAUUGGUGUGCUGUAUGUCAUAAUGGUGGUGAACUAUUGUGUUGUGAUACUUGCCCUAAAGUCUUCCAUUUGAACUGUCAUGUACCCUCACUAACAUCUACACCCAGUGAUUCCUGGAGUUGUGGCUUGUGUGAAAGUUUGGAUGGACCAACACGUAAACAUACAGGUGCAAUCAAUGAUUUAAUUUGCCAUCGCUGUAGCAAUCAUGCAGCAAGCAUGGUUGUAUCAUUCAUCGGCACUUUAUUAUCUUUUCAAUUUCAGACAUGCGAAAAAAUGUUGCUGGCUCUAUUUUGCCAUCCUGAUAGCAUUCCAUUCCAAGACAAAGUGAGCAAGGCGGUUCCGAAUUACUACAAAGUGAUUCAGAAACCAAUGGAUCUAAGCUCUAUCAAAGCAAAACUUCAACCGGUGCAUUUUGAACACUACAAAACCGUGAGCGAGUUUAUUGCUGAUUGCCAGCUUGUUUUUUCCAACUGUGCUGUUUUCAAUGAUGCUGAGUCGGAAGUUGGCAAAAUGGGCAAAAGGUUGGCAGCAGAUUUUCAAAAUAUCAUACGACAAUAUGCAGACAGCGAAGAGAACUAUGAACCGGCAAUGAAGAAAAGAAGAGAGGAUAAUAUUUAAAUACACCCGUUUAUUUGGCCAUUUGCGGGAAUGAAAGUUUUACCUCAGCAGAACGUAGCAUCAUGAUUAAGCCUGGUGGUUCUCAUAUAUCACCGACGGUCGGUGAUGGCCAUUGGUAUUGUCGGUGAUCACUGAAGAAAAAACCGCUUUGUUAUUUUGUAUAAAUUUUCUUUGUCACCGGCCACAAACAAUACAUCGCCGACUGUCGGCGACAUAUUAUGAGAAUGAGGCCUAAAGUGCGGUUAACCUUUUUAGCAGUUUCUCACCAGAUUUUUUGCGGUAAAACAUUGAUAUAUAAGGGAACUUUAAGGCCGUUUUCCACUUCAAUCGUAGCGAAACGUAGCGUAUCUCAUUGUUUUAAAGUCAUUAGUUCUGAUCGAAUA